Tetrahymena thermophila SB210 is the source of this 600-nucleotide messenger RNA. Its product is annotated as transmembrane protein, putative. Lineage: Eukaryota; Ciliophora; Oligohymenophorea; Hymenostomatida; Tetrahymenidae. The transcript has a single exon. The record is from RefSeq and is a predicted model, not a curated record.
AUGAUUUAGAUUAAUGUUAUUUUGUUAUCAAUAUAAUUAAUUAUUUAAUUUCUUUUUCUUCAGAAUUUAUUUAUUUAUUUCUAUUUUGCGAUCUUUAUUAAAUCUGCCAAUAUUUUAAAGGAAAAGUGUUUGUUUGUGUAUUAUAUGUUAAUUAAUUAGCUUAACUAAAAUGAAUAAGCGUUCUCCUAAAAUAAGUUUUUUGAUAUACACUAACUAAUCAAUCAAAUAACCAGUCUCUUUUUUAAUAAACUUUUAUUAUUUCUAUUAAAUUAAUUAGCUUUUAUUGAUUUCGCUGAAAAAUAAAUUAAUAAGUAAAUAAAUAAAUAAAUCAUUUGCAGAAAAGAUAAUUCAUUAAAAAAUUAAUAAAAAAUCAUUUAUUGCAUUUUCUUUCUAUCGCAAAAUUUUAUUUAUUUUCUUAUUUUUCUCUUGAACUCACUCUUACUUAAAAACAUUCUAUGGGAUUACUUGAAAACCUUUCCUUUACUUAAAAUAUUAGUUAGUGAUAUUUUAAAUGCUCAAUCCGACUAUUUCCUUCUGAUAAUUUGUGUUUGUUUGUUUUUUUUGUCGAUUGCUCUUACUAUAUUAAUCAUUGGCUACUGA